GAUUACUUUUCCACCACGUAACAAUAUUCAUCCGACACGUUUCCCCACAAAUAACCAGCGUUUCUCAUCACUAGUCCGAAUAUGUGGAACAAAUCGCGAAUGUGUUAUUGUACGCGUUAAGAGCGAAGUGCCCUAGGUAGGAGACACAGCAGAUUGGAACAGCGCCACGUUUUGGUGACGUCAUCGUCACUUCCGGCUUUAGCGGCCAUUAGCGGGAUGCGAAGCGCCAAACUCGAAAUCUGCCGUUGACACGUAAAAUCGGUUGCCUUAAAGUUGACCCAGAAAUACUACCGUAUAUAAAUUAUUGUUUGGGUUAGUUUGAUGCAAAGCAGAAAUGACAGAAUUGCUUUUUAACGAGACGCUGCAGGUGCACGUGAAGUGUAAAGACUGCGAUGACAGGCGAGCAGUUAUCAGAGUCAGUAUUGAACUGCAGCUUAUUUCAAACCCCAUCCACAGACGGGAUUUGGUUGUGAGACUAACUGACGAUGCUGACCUCUACUUCCUGUAUAACCUUCUCAUAUCAGAGGAAGAUUUUCAAAGCCUAAAAGUCCAACAGGGUCUCCUGAUAGAUUUCACCGCUUUCCCUCAGAAGUUCAUAGACCUGUUAGAAAAGUGCAUCUCUGAGCAGAGCAAAGAAUAUCCAAGGUUCUUGCUGCAGCUUUCCUCUCCAUCAUCUGCUUUAAACCAAGGCUCUGCUAAUCUGAACAUUGUGGAGACCAACGCCUUCAAGCACCUCACACAUCUGUCUCUCAAACUGCUCCCUGGCUCAGAUGUGGAAAUAAAGAAAUAUCUGGCUACAUGCUUGGCCAGCAUGAAGGAGGAAAAGGAGCAACUCCAGCAAAAACUACAGAAGACCGAAGAGGAUCUGUCUAGGCAAUUAAACUAUGCACAGCAGACGUUGUCUGAGAAGAGCCGGGAGCUGGAGAAACUGCGCUCUGAAUGGACUUCACAAACAACAACUUUGUCGAGCAGACAUACACAAGACCUCACAACAGAACGUGAAAAAGCUAUGGAGAUCCAGACGAGGCUGCAGCAGCAGAAUGACCAGCUGAGACGUGAGCUAGAGGCGACUCAUCAGCGCAGCACACAACAGCUUCAAACGCGACUCUCUGAACUGGAGACUUCCAACAGAGAGCUCACAGAGAAAAAGUACAAAAGCGACUCCACCAUCCGAGACCUGAAAGCCAAACUGCUCGGCCUAGAGGAGGAGUCUCAAAGGAUGAAGCAGCAGGUGACGUCUCUCCGGAGAGAAAACAGCACCCUCGAUACAGAAUGUCAUGAAAAAGAGCGACUAAUGAAUCAGCUGCAGACUCGAGUAGCCGUGCUUGAGCAGGAGAUGAAAGACAAAGAUCAGCUCAUACUCCGAACCAAAGAGGUGCUUGAAGCCACACAGCAGCAAAAGACCUCUGCUGAAGAAACUGCUGAGAGUAAACAGCUGCAAGUCGGCAAGUUGGAGUCAACAGUGAAGUCCUUAUCUGAGGAGCUCAUCAAGGCAAACGGCAUCAUUAAAAAGCUGCAAGGUGAUCUGAAGGCUCUGGUGGGGAAGAUUAAGGUGAAGAACACGGUGACUGUCUCUCAGGAAAAAGUGCUACAGGAGACAACAGAAAGACUGCAAAAGGAGCAGAGGGAGCUGCAGGACACACAGCACAGAUUGAGGCUCAAAGAGGAGGAGGUAUUGAAGUUACAGGAGCGGUUGGAGGCCACUGUUAAAAAUUUGGACGAGAGCAAAGAAGUGAUGAAAACUAACGAAAACGUGAUCACGUGGCUCAAUAAGCAGCUGAAUGAAAACCAGCUGUCCAGGAAGCAGGACACUGUUGGUGUAUUUGAGACACCACAGCCUGGGGCUGGACUGAGACAUGCACCUGCUUCUCACAACAUGCUUGAUAGUAAGACUUUCUCCUCCCUGGGCCAGCCAUAUCCUGUCACCUCCACUUUAAACUCCAAGCACUCGUUCCCUCUGUCGUGUGUGAGUGCCGGGCCACGUUCUAUCCUCACUUUACACAAUCCCAACUCGGGACCAAAGGUCCAGUUUAACCCCAUGAGUGCCAAAGCCAUCACGUCUCCAGUGGAAGGGAGUGGAAACCCAACAGCACUACAGUCAUCCUCUAAUAAGGAGAACGGGGAGCCACUCGGGUUGGACUCAAAAUACUUUGAGAGGCGAGAUGAGAGCAUCCCUCUGCGUGGCCUGGUACCCAGCAUGCACUUGAACAAAGAAAUCUCUAAGCCCUCCUUGAACAUGGUCACUGCAAAACCUGUAGCUCCGUCAGCAUAUUUCCCUGGAUGACAAACUUUAUUCUUUUUCCAGCUGUGAAAGGAGCAUCAACAUUCAGGACCUUCUACACACCUCCAUGUCAUGUUACGUCUAUUAUGCUUGUCAUAUAAUUUAUUAAACACUGUUUUAACCGCUUA
Molecule: messenger RNA, 2409 nt
Organism: Tachysurus fulvidraco (yellow catfish)
Lineage: Eukaryota; Metazoa; Chordata; Actinopteri; Siluriformes; Bagridae
Gene: sass6
Product: SAS-6 centriolar assembly protein
Exons: 17
Coding region: 335-2284 (649 amino acids)
Biological process (GO): centriole replication
Cellular component (GO): centriole; centrosome
Source: RefSeq, a predicted model, not a curated record